Messenger RNA from Linum trigynum, 768 nucleotides. The record is from the annotation of a GenBank genome assembly. Lineage: Eukaryota; Viridiplantae; Streptophyta; Magnoliopsida; Malpighiales; Linaceae.
AUGGCAGAAAGCGUCAAUGGUAUUUUCAAAGGUAUUCGUGCACUUCCUAUAGCUUCUCUUGUGCAACAUACCUAUUGGCGAUUGGUGGAGAAAUUCGAUAAGUACAGGUUGGAGACAGGAGCAGAAAUUAGGAGGGGUCCUUCACAAUUCUCCACCAAGUGCGAAGAGCUGAUGAAGGCAUGGUCACAAAAGGCAGUUGGACAUUCUAUGACAGCUCAUGAUCGACGUCAAGGCAUCUAUGUAGUUCAGACUCCUCCCAACAAUUUCAACAUGACGGGGUCAAACACACUCACAGUGCACUUUGACGACCCCAACCGGACAGGAUUUUGCACCUGUGGUAAAUUUCAAGGAAAUAAAAUUCCUUGCUCUCAUGCCAUUGCAGCUUGCAACCGAAUGGGUGCUAGUGCGUAUAGGUUUGUCAACAAUGUCUACAAGCUGGAAACAGUGAUGGCUUGUUAUGGGACAAGUUUCGCACCUCUUGGUGAACCUAAGGGUUGGAAGAAGCAUAAUGACCCUACUCUCCAUCCUAAUCUGGACAUGAUUAGAAAGCCGGGGAGGCCAAGAUCAACACGAAUUCACAACGAGAUGGAUUGCCCAAGGGAGGGUUCAUCACAGCAAGUGUGUAGCAACUGUAACCAAGCGGAACAUAAUGCAUCAACAUGUGGUGGCCAAGCAAGUGGGAGUGGGAGCAACCGAAGAGGGAGUGGUGGCCAACGAAGUGCGAGAGGUGGUAGAAGAGGAGGAAGUAGAGGGAAUAGACGUGGCUGA